CACAGGAGUCCUGCUCUGGUCUGACCCCAGCCUCCUGCAGGGGGCGGGGUCAGGCUGAGACAGUGGGUGGAGUCAGUGGCAGCAGGUUAAAACCUCCUGUCAGGCUGCUGCAGGUCCAGGUCUCACCCUGAUCCCUGCUCCUCUCCUCCACUCUGACUUCAGGCUCCUCUUCAUCAUGGCGGCUGCUCAGAGACUCCAGGACAUUUUCACCAACAGCUCAGAGACCAACACGACCAGAGCUCAGGACUGGACCGAGGUGUAUGAAGCCGUCAGGUGGAUCCAGCUGGUCAUGGCUCUGCUCAGCGUUCUGGGCUCGGGCUCCAUCAUCGUCUGUGUGAUGUCACAGAGACUCAGCCGCACACCGGAGCUGCAGCCUCUGUUCCUGCUCAGUGUGUCUGACCUGCUGCUUGCUCUCUGCUGGUUGAUCGGAGCCGCUCUCUUCUCUAAACACUGCAACAGCCUGAACGCACACUGUUACAACCUGCAAACUGUGGAACAGGUUCUGUACAUGGCCUCCUUCUUCUACACGCUCAACUACAUGUGGAACCUCUACACAGGAAUCAGAGAGAAGUUCUACAGCUGCCAUGAUGGAUACCCUGUACAGUUUUCCAACAGAGUGAGCACAGCUGGUAAAACCACUGCUCUGCUCUCAGGUGUGAUUCCUCUGCUGCUGAUGACGCCUGUGUUUAUACAAGGGAACAUCAGCCAAUGUCAGACCAACUUCAGUGAGCCCUACAGGUGUCUGCUGCUGCACACUGGAGCACUGUACCUGACCACAGAGCAACAUCAGCCAAUCACAACCUGCAGCCUGUUGCACACCUACAGCAUCGUUGUCUUCCUCGCCGCCUUCAUCCUCACACUCCUCAGCAUCACGGUGUUCGUGGUGAAAGCCCGGCGUAUUUACAGGCGGGUUGUGACGUCAAACGGUUACCUUGGCAACCAGCAGCGGACCUCCUUCCGUGUGAUGGACCGACGGAUGCUCCUUUACCCGCUGGUCUUCAUCCUCUGCUGGGGUCCAGCGGUGGGUCUGGCGUCUCUGCGGGUGGUGAAGCCCUCGGCGUGUCAGGGCAAGGCCGGGGUCGUCUUCUACAUAUCGCAGGCCUUCACCUCGGCCUCUCAGGGUUUCCUCAACUGUCUGGUCUACGGAUGGACGCGUGCACGUCUGCGGCAAGCCGGCAGGACGGCAUUGUCUCGGGACGUGGACACUCAGACGCCUCUGCUGCAAUCGCAGAAAAAGAGAAGCUACCAGGCGCUCCCCAACAUCAGCUGAGAGACAGGAGACACACUGAGGCCGAGUGGGUGUUUUCUCUCAUGUGCAGAAAAGACUCGAGAGGAAAGUCUCAACUUUCACUUUCAGCGGGAGGGAAAACACCGAGGUCGUCUCUGUUCACAGGACAAAGACUUCCACCUCUGAUCCUGAACUGCUGAGGCGAGAAAAAGGGAAGAAGAAGACGAAGGGGGAGUUUACACCAAGAGGAAGAACGACAAACAAAAAGGAUUUGAAAGACACAUGGCAGACCUCACAGGUGCUUACUGUUCUGAUCCAGGUCACAUGACCCCUGGUGGUGGGUGGCAUUAUAACAGGUUUGACUUCAAUGAUUUCAGCCCCUCAGCCUGUAAACACAAACAGAACAAAAUGAUAUUUGAAGGCGUUUUAACCUGUAAAUAAUUAAAAACAUUGAUCAUUAGAAGAAAUUCACUUUAAAGUAUCAAGUUAUUUUCACAGUUUAAACACACCAGAGAAUAGAACCAGUUCAUUUCCACCUUAAAAAUACCACAAACAUUUGAUGUUAAUAUUGAGAUAAGGGGCCUUGAAUAUGUGACAGGUUUGAUACUCAGCUCUGCCCCCAACUGCAAGUUCAGGAAGUUUGAGACUGAAGUUCAAGAGAAUGAAGAGCUUGAGUUUAAACUUAGGAAGUUGUGUAGAAACAUCAUGAAGCUUUUUUUAAGGAACAUUUAUUUGUUUAAAACAUCUUUUUGAAUCUGUGAUGCCGUUUUUUUAAAAAGCUCCUCCAGUCUAAAGGUCUGUGUCCAUGUGUAGUGUGAUUAUAGAUCAGGUCUAGCUUCUAUAUUAAUACUGUGAAAGUAUCAAAGCCUCAGUCCACAGAGAAAUGCACACAGCCUGUAUUCAGAAACUGAGCCUUAAAAUCAGCCGUCAGGACUUCUGGAACUUUGUGAUGUCACAACAAAGCAGUCACCAAGCCCCGCCCACCUGGACCCACCAUCCAAACCUUUACAGGAUUUGGUUUCUCUGAGUGUUUUUACCUGAAAUCUGCUUUAUUUUUAUUGGCGCUGAGCCUCUCUUUGCCCUUUUUAAAGAGAUGUAAAGCUUAAAGAAAUCAGGACUGGGAUAUUUACUGACAAAUUUUAUGUCACAGAAAUGAGUCCUAAAACCUGGACAUUAGUUGUAUUCUAAUCUACUUCCUGUUCCCUGUCCUGAAGUCUCUGAUUUGUUGAAUGUGUUUUUGGUUGAAAUCAGGUCUGUGUUUAACACAAGCUCAAGAUAUUUUGAUGUUUUAUUCUCCAACAUAAAAUCAGUCAGUAAAUACUCCAGUCUGAUUUCUUUAGUCUUUUAUGUCUCUGUUGCUAACGAGUGUCUAAAUGAGACACAGAGGUUGUCGGGGACAUAUAACAUGAUAACAAAUCUACUCACCAGUCCACCUUUACAGCCUGGUUGUGUUUCUACAAACUGUCCCUGACUCUGUCAGAGGAAAGGCUUCAGUAGAAGAGGUCAGAGCUGAAUCAGUCAUCCCUGCAGCUCUCGCUCGCUCUCUCUCUCUCUGUGUCUUACUCUGAUUGAUUGCAGCUGAAUGGACGUUUGAGCAAAUUAUAAUUCAAAUAUCAACAAUUAUAAACAUGUUAUUGGGUGUGAAUGGCAGAAGGUCAGAGGUCAACCUGUCAAACAUCAGAAUCUACAGCUCUGAUGAUGGUACUGAUGAAAUCACUUAAUGAAUGUGACUUCUGACCCCAGUUUUCCCCUCGCGGUUGCAGUCGUGAUCAUGGUGUGUAGCUGCUGACCGACCGUCCGGAAACUCUCGCACCAUGUGACCACGGCUUCAUUCACAGAGAAAGUGCCUGACGCAGGAGCCCGCUGGCCUCACUCGUUAUGUGAUGUGGCGUUCAGACCGCGGCCCCUGGCGUUUCGCCAGAAUCUGCAGGACAAUGAGUUUCCUCUUCAGUCAGACCUCAGCUUCUCUGAAAAACUGAAGUUCAUAACGUCACGGCAGCAAACUGUCACUGAACCGUGACGGAGUGAUGACAGCGACAACAGCAACAACACAAACAACACCACCAACACCAACACCACCACCUGACCCUGAGACUGAAGCAGCUGCAUCAUUCGUUUCACCUGUGGCUGCAGUUGUGUAACUCUUUAAGCGUCUUCAGACUCUCUGUCUGCGGGAAGUAAAGAGGCUUAAAAGGACAAAUCCAAAGACUUGGGGACGUUUUCCUGAACAAUAAUCUCAUAGAGGAUCAUAUCUACAUUGAAGCAUAAAUUAGUUUUCAUUCAUCUUUUUUCUGUUUGUUUGACUGUUCAUCUGUAUAUUUGUAGCCUUUGUUUUAAUGGAUGUUCAUAUAUGUUUUCUUCUCCCUCCUCUGUCUGUGAAUCUGACACAAUAAAUACAACAGUUAAUAAA
This is a messenger RNA of Seriola aureovittata, 3638 nucleotides long. RefSeq names its product transmembrane protein 116 (gene tmem116). Gene Ontology annotation, biological process: adenylate cyclase-activating G protein-coupled receptor signaling pathway. The coding region runs from base 176 to 1270 and encodes 364 amino acids. Gene Ontology annotation, molecular function: G protein-coupled receptor activity. The record is from RefSeq and is a predicted model, not a curated record. Gene Ontology annotation, cellular component: plasma membrane. NCBI's taxonomy places the organism in Eukaryota, Metazoa, Chordata, Actinopteri, Carangiformes, Carangidae. The transcript is spliced from 11 exons.